AUGGAUCGAGUCCGACGUUACUCGUCCUUCUCGCAGCGGCCUCGCAGUGCUGCUGUUGUUGACGAGGAGCAGAGCCAUGACGAUCUGCCAAUAGACACCCCAGUCGAAAUGUCCGCGAAUCCAUCCCGCACCCUCGCAGAUCAGUUCCGUCACCUCGAUGUAGACUUGUCACGCUCGACUGCGCCGUCGCCCACGUCGCUCCAACAGCCGGCCAGCACUCGUAGCCAGAAUGUGAGCGCCAUGUCAGAGUUGCUCCCCGCAGACGAUGGCAUGGCCCAUCUCCGCAUGCGCAUCCAUGAAAUCAGGGCCCUGAGCAUAUCCGAUCAGGAGCGUGCCCACAUGAUACACAACCUGAUGACGGAGAAGUACAACCACAUGCGACCCACGUCGCCAGCGAGCUUCGUAUCACACGACCGCCCUUUUACCCCAACCUCCGGACAGUCCCUCUUCUCCGACAUCCAUGCCUCGUCGCCGUACUCGUCUUCGUCUACAACCGACGUCACCCCCGACAUCUCGUACAAUCUUCGAGAGGGCGACGCGAACCCGACAUAUCGACCCCAUCACGACCACGCCGGUGCAGAGCACGGCGAAGACGACGAUGACGACACUGCCGAAGGAGAACUCGUUCUUGGUUGCCAGCACUACAAGCGCAAUGUCAAAGUACAAUGCUUUGAAUGUCGCCGCUGGUACACGUGUCGGCACUGCCACGAUGCCGCUGAAGACCACAACCUGAACAGGAAGAUGACACAGAACAUGCUGUGCAUGGCGUGCGGCACCCCUCAGCCAGCAGCCGAUGUCUGCAAGAACUGUGAGACUGAGGCCGCAUGUUACUACUGUGACAUUUGCAAGCUCUGGGACAACAAUAGCAAGAAGAAGAUCUACCACUGCCCAGACUGUGGCAUCUGCCGACGAGGAGAAGGCCUGGGUAAGGAUUUCUAUCACUGCAAGAGCUGCAAUGUUUGCAUAUCCAUCUCUCAUGCAACCUCGCACAAAUGCCUCCCGCGGGCUACUGAGGGCGAUUGUCCGAUUUGCGGCGAUCAUCUCUUCACGUCGUCCACCGCUGUAGUCUCCAUGCCUUGCGGGCAUUACUUGCACAAAGGAUGCUACAAUCUUUACAUGCAGACUGCGUACAAGUGCCCAAUUUGCAAGAAGAGCGCUGUGUGUAUGGAUCUGCAGUGGCAGAAGUUGACUCAAGCAAUCGAGGGUCAGCCGAUGCCAGAACAAUUUGCAAAUACCCGAGCAGUCGUUCAGUGCAACGAUUGCUCAGCCAAGUCUUCCGUCAAAUACCACUGGCUCGGAAACCAAUGCGGUACAUGCGAUUCAUAUAAUACGAACGAACUUCGUAUUUUGAAUGGACCAGAGAGUGAAGAGGCUGCCAACGCGAUACUGGAUGCCGAUCUUGACUCAGGCUCGAGAUCACCCGCGAGCGUUAGUUCGCCCUCCUCCCAAGCACCGUUACGUUCACCUCGAUACUACUUUCAACCAGAUGAGCCAGAAGAAACAUGGCUACCAGGUCAGCUGCCCUCUUUCCCUUUCCAGAUGCCACAGUUUCCAGGCAGACCACGCAUGCCACAGAUGCCUCAGAUGCCACAGUUCCCAUCUUUACCGCAGUUUCCACCGCUGCCGAAUUUUCCACAGAUACCGCAAUUUCCACAAAUGCCUCAGAUGCCUCAAAUGCCUGAUGCUGCACAGCAGAUGCUUGAACGUGUGCGUCGAUCAUUCGAUGCCUAUCUUAAUCCAACGGGGGAUGUCCGAGCAGAAGAUGUACCAUUCAUCGAUCUCGGUAGCGACGACCGUACUGAGCGUCCGGCUACAGAUGGCACAACGGUCAAGGAACCAUCACUACCACAAUACGUUUUGGAACGCUUCACGCAGUCUCUCGUCCGCUUCAGGAACGACCUGAACCCGGCUUUGUUCGAAGAGAUUCCAACAUUGGAUCUCUCAGAAGAUCGUGAUCCCGAAGGGUUGCAAUUUUGGGGCGAAGAUGGUGGACGACUGAAUCGCUUCGUUGCAGGCGACGAAGACGAAGAUGAAGAAGACGAUGACGACAGUAGCAGUGAUGAAAGCGAACACCACGAUGAUGAAGACGAUGAAGACGAGUGUGUCGAAGUCAACGUUAAAAAGCGCGGCAAGGAAUUUGAUUUGCCAGGGCAUGUGUAA
Messenger RNA from Alternaria arborescens, 2160 nucleotides. RefSeq lists its product as hypothetical. Gene Ontology annotation, biological process: ubiquitin-dependent protein catabolic process; protein ubiquitination. Gene Ontology annotation, molecular function: zinc ion binding; ubiquitin protein ligase activity. The coding region runs from base 1 to 2160 and encodes 719 amino acids. The transcript is spliced from 2 exons. The record is from RefSeq and is a predicted model, not a curated record. NCBI's taxonomy places the organism in Eukaryota, Fungi, Ascomycota, Dothideomycetes, Pleosporales, Pleosporaceae. Gene Ontology annotation, cellular component: nucleus.